This is a messenger RNA of Zootermopsis nevadensis, 1465 nucleotides long. RefSeq names its product intraflagellar transport 46 (gene IFT46). The record is from RefSeq and is a predicted model, not a curated record. Gene Ontology annotation, biological process: cilium assembly; intraciliary transport. NCBI's taxonomy places the organism in Eukaryota, Metazoa, Arthropoda, Insecta, Blattodea, Termopsidae. Gene Ontology annotation, cellular component: intraciliary transport particle B; motile cilium; microtubule organizing center.
GUAUUUUAUCUAAAAAAAUGAUAUCGUAAGACACAUGUAUUGAAACAACGUGAGUCAUACGCUAAUUUUUCAGAGAAAGUAUUUCUAAAGGUUAUUUUAUGAUACUGCAGUAGCUGCACUGAAAACAUAUUUUUCGUCCCAAUAUUGUACUAAAUUGGCGACAAAAGCUGUUGGCAACAGUGGACGUAUGAAACAAUCUUGUUUACAAACAUUCCUGAGUCGACAAUUGUAAAUAUGUGCAUUGUGCAUGGAAUGAAAAAAUGUUGCAUUGGUAUCCGAACAGUUAAUAUUACUGAGGAAUAAACAUGUCUGGAAGUAAAGACAGUGAUAACGAUGAAUCACCACGCUCGAAGUCCUCAUCUGCCAUGCUGUAUGACGAGAGCAUUGAUGUGGUGGGUGCAGAGGAAGUGGAGAGUCCAACAUCCAGUAGUAACAAAGAUAGAGAUCUAUACAAUUUCCAGGAUAAAAAGGCAGAUUGUGACAAUAAGUCCCUUGCAGGUCCUUCCAAUGAUGUGGCAAUACUGGGAAUCCAACGCCCUGGUUCGUCACACAUUUCAGCACACCAUCGUAUGACUCAUCAAAUCCCAGAUCAUUCAGAUAACAGUGAGGAUGAUGAUGAUGAUGAUGACGACGAUGAUGUUGAUGUACAAGCUGCAACAUUAGAAGGGACAUAUGAUCCAAAUGAAUUCAACCACCUUCCAGUAUCAGCAGAGGUGAAGGACUUAUUCCAGAACAUUACACGCUACACACCACAGAACAUAGAAUUGGAUUACAAGCUACGGCCAUUCAUCCCCGAUUUCAUACCGGCUGUUGGAGAUAUUGACGCAUUCCUCAAGAUUUCUCGCCCAGAUGGGAAAAGUGACAGUAUUGGACUGACAGUACUGGAUGAGCCAUGUGCUAAGCAGAGCGAGCCGGCAGUGCUUCAUCUUCAGUUGCGAGCUGUUGCUAAACAGAGUUCUGCAAAGGCUGUGGUUGUGAAGAAAGUGGAAUGUGCAGAGAAGAAUACAAAAGCUAUUGACCGGUGGAUCAAAGAUAUCAGUGACUUGCAUCGCAGCAAACCCCCACCUACAGUCCACUACUCAAAACCAAUGCCAGACAUAGAUUACUUGAUGCAAGAGUGGCCUGCUGAUGUAGAGCAACAGCUGGGAGAAAGUGGUUUGCCUAUUGCUGACCUUGAUUGUGAUCUGCCCCGAUAUGUGGAUAUAGUGUGUAGUCUGUUUGACAUCCCAGUAUAUGAAUCCAGGAUUGAGUCCCUUCAUGUACUUUUCACGCUCUACUCAGCUGUCAAGAGCACUCAGUACAUCAAUUCCAGCCAAGAGAGGAACAUUGAUACAGAAGAACAAGUUUCGCCCACAACAUAAAUUAUGCACUUAUAAAUAUAAUGUUACAUUGUCAUGGUCACUGCUCACAUCGCAUAUGUAAAUAUAGUUCUAAUAAAGCUACUCAAUACGUUUAACAUGUUUAA